This is a messenger RNA of Myotis davidii, 1426 nucleotides long. RefSeq names its product adhesion G protein-coupled receptor L3-like. The transcript is spliced from 5 exons. NCBI's taxonomy places the organism in Eukaryota, Metazoa, Chordata, Mammalia, Chiroptera, Vespertilionidae. The record is from RefSeq and is a predicted model, not a curated record. Gene Ontology annotation, biological process: signal transduction. Bases 950 to 1426 code for a protein of 158 amino acids.
GGAGGGUUAGGCGGGGAAGCCACCCUUGGCCCUCUCGGCUCCCAUUACCUCCUCCAUCGCUCCCGCUCCCAGACCGGAGGGGGAGGACGAGGAAGAAGAAGAAGAAGAAAGAGAAGGGGGUGGGGGAACUGGAUGUAAAGAUCGGCUGCGGGGGAUGGUGGAAGAUUGUUGGUCUCUCCAGCAGCGUCUUUUGCGAAGCGGCGGCAGCGGGCGGAGAAGCGGCCCCAGCUCUGACUGCCGCAUGUUAAUCGCGGCCGCUCGGGUCCCUCGGCUGCUGCGGGAGCCAGAGCUCGACUCCGAAGUUGUGCAACUGUGGACCGCGGGAGGCAUUUGAACCCCCCUCUCUCCGGACUCGGGUCUGGAGCUCCUCGGUGUGUGCGGAGCCAGGACACGUCAAGGAAGACAAGCGUUUGGUUCUUCUUCUCCCCCCACCCCCUCUCCUUUUUUUUUUUUCUUCUUCCAUGGCUGUGUAGCAGAAGAAAGGGGUAAGGAGAGACUUUUUGUUGUUUCCUCGCCUGGGCUUCCCACCCUCCUGCUGCCUUCUCUGCGCUUGGGCUAUAUCCUUCUUUGCCGAGUGCGGUGGGGGCGACCUCGCUGGGGCCGGUCGGGCUGGUGCCCCGGGCUCCAUGGCUGGAUGGUGGAGACGGCACCCAGCUGCAGGUUGUUGAGCCGCUGAUGGGACGAUCUCAGGGACCCGCGGUUACGAAAGAAGUGUUUAAAUGUUCAGUAAAUUGGAGGAAAAAAACAUGGAUGUUUAACAACUGAAAACCACAUUAAGGAUUCGAAUUUGGGAUAUUGGUAUUUCUGUUUUGAGGAGUAUUUCUUUUUGGGUUUUUACUUUUUCUUUUUAAUCAUCGGUCUUGGAGUACAGAAGAGGAACCAGAAACACUUACAGUGAUUCACGUGUGAAACAUUCCCUCUUGAGGCACUCACGCCUGACUUCACCACCAUGUGGCCAUCACAGCUACUAGUCUUCAUGAUGCUUUUAGCACCCAUAGCCCAUGGUGGCAAGCACAUUGAGAGACAUCCAGCCCUCGCUGCUCCACUGCGACAUGCUGAGCGCAACCCAGGAGGCGCUCUCCCACCCAGACAUCUCCUCCAGCCGCCAACUGCAGAGCGCGCCACAGCUCAUCGCGGACCAGGGCCCCGUGGAGCUGCCAGAGGAGUUCGUGGUCCAGGUGCCCAAGGAGCUCAGAUCCCAGCCCAAGCUUUCAGCCGCGCCCCAAUCCCGAUGGCUGUGGUCCGCAGAGAGCUUUCCUGUGAGAGCUACCCCAUAGAGCUCCGCUGUCCGGGUACAGAUGUCAUCAUGAUUGAAAGUGCCAACUAUGGGAGGACUGAUGACAAAAUCUGUGACUCUGACCCUGCUCAGAUGGAGAAUAUACGAUGCUAUCUGCCAGAUGCCUAUAAGAUUAUGUCUCAAAGGUAG